AUGGCUACAGAUGAAGUUACAGGAGGGGCUCGCAAAGCUACGAAAAGCAAACUUUUUGAGUUUCUGGUCCAUGGGGUGCGUCCUGGGAUGCCAUCAGGAGCUCGAAUGCCCCAUCAGGGGGCUCCCAUGGGUCCCCCAGGUGCCCCAUAUGUUGGAAGCCCUUCAGUGCGACCCGGGAUGCCCCAGACUGUGAUGGAAACAACAAGAAAACGUGCUGCACCACAGCAGGUCCAGCAGCAGCAAGUGCAGCAGCAAGUGCAACAACAGCAGCAAGCCACUCAGAACCGAACUAGGAGUGCCAAGAGGAGGAAGAUGGCUGACAAAAUUCUCCCUCAGAGGAUCCGGGAGCUGGUUCCUGAGUCCCAAGCCUACAUGGAUCUGUUGGCCUUUGAACGCAAACUGGACCAGACCAUUAUGCGGAAACGUGUGGAUAUUCAGGAAGCGCUGAAGAGGCCAAUGAAGCAAAAGCGGAAACUAAGACUUUACAUCUCCAACACAUUUAAUCCUGCAAAAUCUGAUGCUGAUGACUCUGAUGGCAGCAUUGCUUCAUGGGAGCUGCGAGUGGAGGGGAAGCUCCUGGAUGACCUCAGCAAACAGAAACGGAAGUUUUCAUCUUUUUUUAAGAGUUUGGUUAUUGAACUGGACAAAGAUCUUUAUGGACCUGACAACCAUCUUGUGGAGUGGCACAGAACUCCCACAACCCAGGAAACGGAUGGCUUCCAGGUGAAAAGACCUGGUGAUGUCAGCGUGCGGUGCACGUUACUCCUCAUGUUGGACUACCAGCCUCCCCAGUUUAAACUGGACCCACGAUUAGCCCGUUUGCUGGGGAUACACACACAAACCCGAUCAGCCAUCAUCCAGGCUCUCUGGCAGUACAUCAAAACAAAUAAGCUGCAAGACUCCCAUGAUAAGGAAUACAUUAACUGCGACAAGUACUUCCAGCAGAUCUUUGACUGUCCACGGCUAAAGUUUUCUGAAAUUCCUCAGAGACUUACUAACCUGCUGCUGCCACCAGACCCUAUAGUGAUAAACCAUAUCAUCAGUGUUGACCCCAAUGAUCAGAAGAAGACGGCUUGUUAUGACAUAGAUGUAGAAGUUGAAGACCCAUUAAAGGGACAGAUGAGUAGUUUUCUUCUCUCAACAGCUAACCAACAGGAAAUUACAGCAUUGGACAACAAGAUUCACGAGACAAUCGAAUCCAUAAAUCAGUUAAAAAUACAACGUGAUUUCAUGCUGAGUUUCUCCAAAGAUCCCAAAGGAUACAUCCAAGACCUUCUCCGGUCCCAAAGUAGGGAUCUUAAGGUGAUGACUGAUGUAGUUGGAAACCCAGAGGAAGAACGCAGAGCUGAAUUUUAUCAUGAGCCAUGGUCUCAAGAGGCUGUGAGCAGAUAUUUCUACUGCAAGAUCCAACAGCGCCGGCAGGAACUGGAACAGUCUCUGGGAGUGCGCAACACAUAAGUACUGCUCACAAGAUCCUGUUGGCAUCACGAUCACCAAACCAGUGAACUUUUCAGUGUUACUUAGCUCACUGUUACACAUGGACCUGCUUCCUGACUGGAUGAGAAUGUACCAUGAACACACCAGUCAGAACACCAGCUUUAGAGUGACCCUUGAAAAUCUUGCCCAUGAGGGGUGUCUCAGACUAUUCCAGGCCAGAGACAGCGCCGUACAAGUGUCAGUGUUAAAGAAGAUUAAAGGUUUAUUCAUCAACGCGCAUCAUUAAGUUUUAGUGAAAAGUUCAGACACUACAGAGCAAAUCCUAAUGCGUAGAAUCAUGGCUGGCAGUGAUGAGGGGGGUUGAGAUGGGUGUUACAGGAGACUGCAGAUUUAGAGAAAUAAAUGCAGUUCUCAUCCUAUGUUACCUAAGAGUCUCAAAUAGUAACUUCUCUGCAAUU
Antrostomus carolinensis (chuck-will's-widow) is the source of this 1895-nucleotide messenger RNA. RefSeq names its product SWI/SNF related BAF chromatin remodeling complex subunit D3 (gene SMARCD3). The record is from RefSeq and is a predicted model, not a curated record. NCBI's taxonomy places the organism in Eukaryota, Metazoa, Chordata, Aves, Caprimulgiformes, Caprimulgidae. The transcript has 13 exons. The coding region runs from base 1 to 1458 and encodes 485 amino acids.